AUGGAACUAAAAAUGCAACAAAGAUUAGGGAGUCUUAGUGCACUUGAAGAAUGCAAUGAACACAUUGCUAGAACCAUAAGCCAACCCAACAGACUUCCUCUAAAAUUGCUUCAGUUCCUCUUGAUUCUAUUGGGACUGGCCAUAGUUUGUUCCUUCCUCGGUUUUUACACGACCCGGUAUCUCAAGGUACCUGCCGAGAUCACCAUAAUUCAGUCAAGAAUGCAACCUUGUGCUCAAGAACCGGAAACUUUAUCGAGAUGGAUCAAGCCUCCUUUGGAUUUAUCGCAUCAGAUGAACGAUACAGAGCUCUUUUGGCGAGCUUCGUUUGUUCCGGCUGUAAAGACUUACCCUUUCAAGAGAAUUCCCAAGAUUGCUUUCAUGUUCUUGACGAGGGGGCCUCUGCCUUUGGCGCCGUUGUGGGAGAAGUUCUUCGAGGGGUACGAGAAGCUUUACUCGAUUUACGUUCACACUUCGCCUUACUAUCUGCCCGGAUUUUCACCUUCAUCGAUUUUCUACGGCCGGCAAAUUCCAAGUCAGUGGGGAAAGAUAAGCAUGGGGGAUGCCGAGAGGCGUCUCCUCGCGAAUGCCCUUCUCGACUUUUCCAACGAGUGGUUUGUUCUCGUGUCCGAGGCUUGCAUCCCAAUCCGCAACUUCAGCACCGUCUACCGAUACAUCUCCGGUACCCCACUGAGCUUCAUGGGCUCGUACGACGAGCGCAGCCCGUCGGGCCGGGGCCGCUACAACGGGAAGAUGGCCCCACUCAUCAACCUCACCAACUGGCGCAAAGGGCCCCAAUGGUUCGAGGUCGGUCGGGAAUUGGCCGUGAGGAUCAUCCAAGACACGGUCUACUACCCGAAAUUCCAGCGGUUUUGCCGGCCCAAUUGCUUCUCGGACGAGCACUACUUCCCGACCAUGCUGACGAUCGAGUCCCCCCACCAACUGGCAAACCGAAGCCUCACGUGGGUCGACUGGUUGGGGGAUGGGCCCCACCCGGCGACAUUCGAGCCGGAGGAUCUCGACGAGUGGUUUUUCAUGUUCAUCAACGAGGACCGGGAUGGCUGCCUGUACAACAACCGGUCCACGUCGAUGUGUUACAUGUUCGCCCGUAAGUUUGCGCCGAGGGCGUUGGAUUCGUUGAUGGGAAAUUCAAACGAGUGGUUCGGGUUUUGA
Molecule: messenger RNA, 1170 nt
Organism: Striga asiatica
Lineage: Eukaryota; Viridiplantae; Streptophyta; Magnoliopsida; Lamiales; Orobanchaceae
Source: the annotation of a GenBank genome assembly